Molecule: messenger RNA, 1428 nt
Organism: Meleagris gallopavo (turkey)
Lineage: Eukaryota; Metazoa; Chordata; Aves; Galliformes; Phasianidae
Source: RefSeq, a predicted model, not a curated record
UAAGUAUGCGGCACGAAGAGCUCAACUGAUCACAGAACACACUAUGGGCGUCUAUUUUCUUCUGUUCACUGUGGGGCUUUGCUGGGCACAGUACAAUCCCAACACUCAGCCCGGGAGAACGUCUAUCGUGCAUCUCUUUGAAUGGCGCUGGGCCGAUAUUGCUCUGGAGUGUGAGCGCUAUUUAGCUCCUAGCGGGUUUGGCGGAGUUCAGAUUUCGCCUCCAAAUGAAAAUCUUGUCAUUGCUGAUCCCUCGCGUCCGUGGUGGGAAAGAUACCAGCCAGUCAGCUACAAACUCUGCACGCGAUCGGGAAACGAAACUGAAUUUAGAGACAUGGUGACCAGGUGCAACAAUGUUGGUGUAUAUGUUUAUGCAGAUGCAGUAGUAAACCACAUGUGUGGAGGUAAUGGUGGUGCUGGCAAUCAUUCUGCUUGUGGAAGCUAUUUCAAUGCUGAGAAGGAAGAUUUUCCAGCUGUGCCAUAUUCUGCCUGGGAUUUUAAUGAUGCUAAAUGUAAAUCCAGAAGUGGAGACAUUGAGGAUUAUCAAGAUGUGCCUCAGGUCCGAAACUGCCGCUUAGUUAAUCUUCUUGAUUUGGCCCUGGAGAAGAACUACGUGCGCUCCAAAAUUGCAGAGUACAUGAAUUACCUCAUUGACAUCGGUGUAGCUGGGUUCCGGAUUGACGCUGCCAAGCAUAUGUGGCCAGGGGAUGUGAAGGCAAUUUUAGAUGAGCUGAAAGAUCUAAAUACGAAAUGGUUUUCUGCAGGAGCUAAGCCCUUCAUUUAUCAGGAAGUAAUUGAUUUGGGAGGAGAGCCAAUCACAGGCAGUCAGUACUUCGGAAAUGGCCGAGUGACAGAGUUCAAGUACGGUGCAAAACUGGGGACGGUGAUCCGCAAGUGGAACGGAGAGAAGAUGGCCUACUUAAAGAACUGGGGAGAAGGCUGGGGCUUUGUGCCUUCUGACAGAGCCCUGGUCUUUGUGGAUAACCACGACAACCAGCGGGGGCACGGGGCAGGCGGAGCUUCCAUUCUUACCUUCUGGGAUGCCAGGCUUUAUAAAAUGGCAGUCGGUUUCAUGCUCGCUCAUCCGUACGGCUUCACGCGGGUGAUGUCAAGUUAUCGUUGGCCGAGAUAUUUCGAGAAUGGAGCGGAUGUCAACGACUGGGUUGGUCCGCCCAGUAACUCGGACGGAUCGACGAAGUCCGUGACAAUCAAUGCAGAUACUACUUGCGGCAACGACUGGGUCUGUGAACAUCGCUGGCGACAAAUAAGGAACAUGGUUGUCUUCCGUAACGUGGUAGACGGUCAGCCUUUCUCAAACUGGUGGGACAACGGGAGCAAUCAAGUAGCUUUUGGUCGCGGCAACAGAGGCUUCAUCGUCUUUAAUAAUGACGACUGGUGAGUGAUCUCUGGGACAGCUACGUAUGAGUUCGC